Molecule: messenger RNA, 1809 nt
Organism: Magnolia sinica
Lineage: Eukaryota; Viridiplantae; Streptophyta; Magnoliopsida; Magnoliales; Magnoliaceae
Product: putative disease resistance protein At1g50180
Exons: 2
Coding region: 16-1656 (546 amino acids)
Biological process (GO): defense response to other organism
Molecular function (GO): ADP binding
Source: RefSeq, a predicted model, not a curated record
GGAGAGAAAGAGAGUAUGGCUGAUAUUGCUGUUCAGUUCAUCAUACAGAAACUGAACGAAAUUCUAACUCAGGAAGCAGAUUUGCUACUCGGAGUAGAUGGGCAGAUCAGAUCGCUUCGAGACAAACUUGGAUGGAUGCAUGCCUUGCUCAAAGACCUCCAUGGGAAGCGCAGAGAUAAUGACAGAGUUAAGGUUUGGGUGUCCCAAAUAAGAGAAGCAGCCUAUGAUGCUGAGAACGUCAUCGAUUCCUACAUCUUUAACAUUCAAAAGCAAGGAAGAGAUACAAGUGCUGGAUUCGUGGGAUCCAUACGAAGUUUAGCUUGUUGCAUCAAAGACGUAGCAGCCAUCCACAAGAUUGGAAAGAAGAUCGGUGAGAUAGAAAGAAGGCUCAACGAGAUCUCAUCCAAUAGAUCAGAUUAUGGCAUCGGUAAUAUACCAAGAUGUGGAGAAGCUUCAUCUUCCUCAAAUCCAAGCCAGACAUGGAGGGAAAAGAGGGUUCCCAUCGCCGAGGAAGCCGAUGUGGUUGGUGUUGAAGAUGAGACAAAGACACUGGUGGGGCGGCUGAUUGAAGGAGAUGCGCGGUGCGCUGUCAUUUCGAUCACUGGUAUGGGAGGAAUAGGUAAGACUACUCUCGCUAAGAAACUUUACAAUAACAUCAAUGUAAAGAAGAAUUUCGAUUUUCAUGCCUGGGUGUCUGUGUCUCAAGAACAUCGACUGCGAGAGAUUUUCUUAAGCAUUCUAAAAUCUCUUGGACAAGAUGAAAGGGAGACGACACCUGAGGAAGACUUGCCUAAGCAGCUCUAUGAAAGCUUGGAAGGUAAGAAAUAUCUGGUGGUAAUUGAUGAUAUAUGGACUAGAGAUGCUUGGAAUGGUUUGGUCUCUGCAUUUCCAGAUAGGCAAAAGGGCAGCAGGGUGCUUCUUACCACUCGCAAGGAAGAAAUAGCUAAGUAUGCAGAUGCACAGAGCACGCCCCAUAAAAUGCAUUUUCUUAAUGAAAGUGAGAGUUGGGUAUUGUUAUGUAAGAAAACACUUCCUGGAAAUCUUGCUCCUCCAUGCCUUCCAAAUCUGGAGGAGUUGGGGGGAAAGAUUGUUGCGAAAUGUGGAGGUUUACCUCUUGCUAUUGCAGUAAUAGGAGGCGUCCUAUCAAGGAAAGAGAAAUCAGUGAAUGAGUGGUACAAAGUGCUUACAAGUCUCGAAUGGCAUCUAAAUGAAAGCGAAGAUGCGAUCUCCGGUAUAUUGGCCCUUAGCUACCAUGACUUGCCGUAUUACUUGAAGUUCUGCUUUCUUUAUUUCGGAGCUUUUCCUGAAGACAAUGAAAUUUAUGUGGGCGACUUGAUUAAGUUGUGGAUAGCUGAAGGGUUUGUGCAACAAAGAGGAGAAGAAGAACUGGAAGAUGUUGCAGAGGAUUACGUAGAAGAGCUCAUCAACAGAAGCAUGAUUCAGGUGGCGCAAAGGAAUUCGAAUGGAACAGCUAUGACAUGCCGUAUUCAUGAUCUUCUACGCGACCUCUCGAUAGCAAACGCCAAGGAGGAGAGAUUUCUGGACGUGUAUGGGAAGACAGCUACUAAAUCACCAACCACGGCACGCCGGUUUGCAAUUACUGCUUCUGUUGGCUUUGGUCAUGAAUUGCAGGGAUUUGGCUGGUUGUGGAGCUAAGACGAAGCACUCUCAAAACAGAUCUCUUCGGACUUGUAUUCAGACAUCUAGUCUUCUUUAUAGUUGUUGUGUGGGUUCUUGUUUGGUUAGAUGGAAAAUUUUCCUAUUUGUACAAUAAGGAGAUAAUUUAAUUUGUCUCCUUUGUUUUCAAAA